This is a messenger RNA of Cygnus atratus (black swan), 2998 nucleotides long. RefSeq names its product potassium inwardly rectifying channel subfamily J member 4 (gene KCNJ4). The transcript has 2 exons. The record is from RefSeq and is a predicted model, not a curated record. Gene Ontology annotation, molecular function: inward rectifier potassium channel activity. Bases 1541 to 2908 code for a protein of 455 amino acids. Lineage: Eukaryota; Metazoa; Chordata; Aves; Anseriformes; Anatidae. Gene Ontology annotation, cellular component: plasma membrane. Gene Ontology annotation, biological process: regulation of monoatomic ion transmembrane transport; potassium ion import across plasma membrane.
AUUUCUGACCAAUUUAGGUUACCCACCUCAGUUUCUGCUGUAGGUUAUCCAGCUGCACACCAGAAUUUUCCAUGUCUGGCCAAAGGGACCCUUCUUAAACAGUUGGAUGCUGUAGGGUGCUGAGGGGUGGGUGCUGGCAGAGUUCAGCAUCAUGGUUUUUCCUGUUGGGAAUUUUGCGGAGCAAAAAUUCACUUUUACCUCUACAUGGUAAGUGGCAAACUACAAGGCUGCUGCUGUCUCAUGGUCCCGUAGUGCCCCUGCUCUGAACGGCCGUGGUUGUGUUGCCACAGGCCUUCAGCUGCCUCAGUAACCUUGGCCUCUGGGGAAGGGACUGCUGAUUAACCUUCAUCACAGACAUGGCAACAGCAGUGCCUGCACAUCAGAGGUGAUGUCUGGAGCUCCUUACUUGCUGCCAUCCAGUCUGUGCUCCUAAGUCAGGAAAGGUGGCGGUCACCCUUAGCCACACAAAACCCCGCUCUUGCAACAAGCUCUAAACAUUGGGUUUGACCCAGAAAUCCUUGGAUUUGACCGAGAUAUGGCAACCGCUGGUUGCUCAUCGGUGAGGCUGGGAGGAAGCGAACUGGCUGGCCGUGUCUGCGCUGUGUGCUCUGCGCCGGCUGCUGUAAUCCAAAGGUUACAGUGCAGGAUUAGCAUGGGUGUACAAAGCCCUUCCUAAUCUGUGAGUCAUUACCCCCUCGCUGCGUUUCACUUCCCAGCAGCUCUGGGCAGGUGGGAUAGGUCUGCUCUCAAGUCUUCGGUCUCCCAGUCCUUCAGUUCAGGGAGGACCGGGUCGGGACAUAACAUCCGCUGGACGUGCUCCCCACAGCGAGCGUGGUAUGUUGCAAGGUCUGUUUGCUCUAACUGGCUUCUGCUUAGCUACCCCUAAGCUCUUCCUUUGCAUCACUUCUCCUUUUUGGCUCUCCCACUUGCUUUUCUUCCCAUCCUUAAAAUGGUGGUGGUGGGGGGAUGUUCUGCACUCCCUGGAAUUAAAUGCCCUCUGGGUCAGGCUGGGCUGACAGAGAUCCCUGAGGACCGCCGCGUGUGUCCGUGCUUUGUUAGUCCUUGUGUGCGGGGUAUUUAGGCUGGCUGAGCUCUUGCCCUCAUGUAAGCUAUGAUAUUAAUAUAUUGGCUCAGGGCAGGGGCCCUGCAAGCUGCUCAGCUGUUGUGUCCUUGAUCUGGAGAGUGGUGACCAGCCUGCCAGCACCUCUACCUGGGCUGGGGACUGCAGGCUGUGGGUGAACCAGGCUUACAUCCAUCAUCCCUUCACCAGCCGGAGCAGAGCUGUGGAGUGGUGUCCCCCGGCACCACCAGGCCCCUCUGGGAGCUGUAAACCCUCCACACACCCAGCACGGGUGCUUUCAGGGGGGGCUUUGAUGGGGUUUUGCUCUGUCCUUCUCUGUAAGGCACAUGCCCAGGAGCAAUGGCGAUGACAGCGUGGGCCUCAGCUGGCCAGAGGUGAAACCUAGAGCCGCUCGGUCCCGUGUGAGUGCCGCUGCAUGAGAUCCCACGCUCUCCGAGCUCCCCUGGCCCCCGACACCCGAUGAUACAGCGAGCCAUGGGCAGCGUCCGAGUCAACCGGUACAGCAUCGUCUCGACCGAAGAAGAUGGACACAAGGUCUCCGCGCUGGGCAGCAUGAACGGGCACAGCCGGAACGGGAAGGGCCAUGCCCCCCGGCGGAAGCACCGCAACCGCUUCGUGAAGAAGAACGGCCAGUGCAACGUCUACUUUGCCAACCUGAGCAACAAGUCUCAGCGCUACAUGGCCGACAUCUUCACCACCUGUGUGGACACGCGCUGGCGGUACAUGCUUAUGAUCUUCUCCGCCGCCUUCCUGGUCUCCUGGCUCUUCUUUGGCUUCCUCUUCUGGUGCAUCGCUUUCUUCCACGGUGACCUCAACGCACCGGCAGUGGGAGGUGGCCCCUCUCUCCUCAAGCCCUGCAUCAUGCAUGUGAACAGCUUCCUGGGGGCUUUUCUUUUCUCAGUGGAGACACAGACAACCAUCGGGUACGGCUUCCGCUGCGUGACUGAGGAGUGCCCGCUGGCCAUCAUGGCAGUUGUGGUCCAGUCCAUCGUGGGCUGCGUUAUUGACUCCUUCAUGAUUGGCACCAUCAUGGCCAAGAUGGCAAGGCCCAAGAAGCGGGCCCAGACUCUCCUCUUCAGUCACCACGCGGUCAUCUCCGUGCGGGAUGGCAAACUGUGCCUCAUGUGGCGAGUGGGCAACCUGAGGAGGAGCCACAUUGUGGAGGCCCACGUCCGAGCCCAGCUCAUCAAGCCCUACAUGACGGAGGAAGGGGAAUACCUACCCUUGGACCAGCGGGACCUCAAUGUAGGCUACGAUGUGGGCCUCGAUCGUAUAUUUUUGGUCUCGCCCAUUAUUAUUGUUCAUGAGAUCGAUGAGGAAAGCCCACUCUAUGGGAUUGGCAAGGAGGAGUUGGAGACGGAGAACUUUGAGAUUGUCGUUAUCCUGGAGGGGAUGGUGGAAGCCACGGCCAUGACCACUCAGGCACGAAGCUCUUACCUCGCAAGUGAAAUACUCUGGGGUCACCGUUUUGAACCAGUCGUGUUUGAGGAGAAGAACCACUACAAAGUGGAUUAUUCGCGCUUUCACAAGACCUAUGAGGUAGCUGGCACACCUUGCUGCUCUGCCCGGGAGCUGCAAGAAAGCAAGAUGACUAUCCUACCUUCUCCUCCACCUCCCAGUGCCUUCUGCUAUGAGAAUGAGCUGGCUCUUGUCAGUCAAGACGAAGAUGAAGAUGAUGAUGAAGUGGGUGUGGCAUUAGGUGGCAGCACCAAGGAAGAGGGAGGCGUCAUCCAGAUGAUGGAUUUUGGAAGCCACCUGGACCUGGAGCGGCUCCAGGCAACUCUGCCCCUAGAUACAAUCUCGUACCGCAGGGAGUCAGCCAUCUAACUCCUCCAACCUCCCCGUGCUACACCCGUUGCCCACCAUCUCCUCCUUUGUUCUGCACCCGUACGUAGCCGGAUAAGUCCCUUGCCCACC